This is a messenger RNA of Pyrus x bretschneideri (Chinese white pear), 1392 nucleotides long. RefSeq names its product probable UDP-arabinopyranose mutase 1. The record is from RefSeq and is a predicted model, not a curated record. The coding region runs from base 108 to 1205 and encodes 365 amino acids. Gene Ontology annotation, molecular function: UDP-arabinopyranose mutase activity. The transcript is spliced from 4 exons. Gene Ontology annotation, cellular component: cytosol; Golgi apparatus. NCBI's taxonomy places the organism in Eukaryota, Viridiplantae, Streptophyta, Magnoliopsida, Rosales, Rosaceae. Gene Ontology annotation, biological process: plant-type cell wall biogenesis; UDP-L-arabinose metabolic process.
AAAUCCCGCUUUCCUCGUAACGUCGUAAGUCGAACCCGAUUCUUUCUUAAUAUCUGCGUUUCUUCUGUAACAGUAGUACGUCUCUGCUCCGCCACCAAGAGCCAGCAAUGGCUGGAGGAGCUGCUUUCUCCGACGCAAAACCGACGCCGAUCCUGAAAGACGAGCUCGACAUCGUGAUCCCGACGAUUCGAAACCUGGACUUCUUGGAGAUGUGGCGGCCGUACUUCGAGCCCUACCACCUGAUCAUCGUCCAGGACGGCGAUCCGUCGCGGACCGUCAGGGUCCCUGACGGAUUUGACUACGAGCUCUUCAAUCGCAACGAUAUUAAUCGAAUUCUGGGUCCCAAGGCCUCCUGCAUUUCCUUCAAGGACUCUGCUUGUCGCUGCUUUGGGUACUUGGUCUCGAAGAAGAAGUACAUUUUUACCAUUGACGACGAUUGCUUUGUUGCGAAAGACCCAUCUGGGAAAGAGAUCAAUGCACUUGAACAACAUAUAAAGAACCUGUUAAAUCCAUCAACUCCUCUAUUUUUCAAUACUUUAUAUGAUCCGUACAGAGAAGGUGCAGACUUUGUACGCGGAUAUCCUUUUAGCCUCCGUGAGGGUGUUCCAACCGCAGUUUCUCAUGGCCUCUGGCUCAACAUCCCGGACUAUGAUGCUCCCACCCAGCUUGCCAAGCCUCUGGAAAGAAACACUAGGUUUGUUGAUGCAGUUCUGACAAUACCCAAGGGAACUCUAUUUCCUAUGUGUGGUAUGAACUUGGCUUUCAACCGUCAACUGAUUGGACCGGCAAUGUACUUCGGACUCAUGGGUGAUGGUCAGCCAAUUGGAAGAUAUGAUGAUAUGUGGGCUGGCUGGUGCAUGAAGGUUAUAUGUGAUCAUUUAGGAUAUGGAGUCAAGACUGGUCUACCCUACAUAUGGCACAGCAAAGCCAGCAAUCCAUUUGUCAACCUCAAAAAGGAGUACAAUGGUAUCUUCUGGCAAGAAGAGCUGAUCCCUUUCUUCCAAUCUGCAGUCCUUACAAAAGAAUGCACUACUGUUCAGCAAUGCUACCUUGAACUCUCGAAGCAAGUCAAGGCUAAGCUUGGCAAGAUCGACCCAUACUUCCUCAAGCUGGCAGAUGCCAUGGUUACUUGGGUAGAAGCUUGGGACGAACUUAACGGAUCUGGAGUAAACUCUUCGAAGCUAACCAACGACCCGGAAAAGUAGACGUUGAUCAACAGUAAUUUAAAGUUGUGGUGCUACCUAUCCUAAUAUUUUGUUGUUGCAUUUGAAGUUUGGAUGGAAGAUGGUUAAUUGUCUCACAAACUAAAAGGUUAAGCUACAAAACAUGUAGCUGUGUUCCUUUUGCUUGUAAUGGCAUUCCCAAGUAGAAAUGUGAUUGAAGUUUGUUUAA